GGCGUCAAAUCCAUAAGCAAAAGCGGAAUAGAGGAGUUUCAGAAUAAAAUCAUUCACUGGGAGGCGACUAAUGAAACAGAAACCGACAUUUUGGUUAAAACUCUGUUGUUUUCUUGUUUGGGUAUUUACCUCUGAACAUCAAACAGUCAUGGAUGUGUUUUUAAUGGUAAGGCGGAAGAAGACUACAAUCUUCACAGAUGCCAAAGAGACGACAACUGUAAGAGAACUCAAGAAAAUCAUUCAAGGUAUAAUGAAAGUUGAACCAGAGAAUCAGCAGCUAAUGAAUGAACGUGGCAGUGAAGUUUUUGAUGAUGAGAAGCAACUGAGUGACUACAACUUGACAGCACAAACGGCACGAGCACAGAGCCCAGCAACUGUUGCUUUAGUUUUCAGGCAGGAUAACGGGGAGUUCGAAAAUCUAGAAAUCACUCCUCUUUCAUCUCCACCGGAGUUGCCAGAAGUCAUGAAACCACAGGAACCACAGCCACACGAAAUCAACUGAAGAGUAUAUAUCUCGUUGCCUUUGGGCACCAAAUGAGAUUACCUCAAAACAAUCCCACGAACAGCCUUAAAAGAAUUAGUGAAAUUUAAAUCUUGAGAAUCCCUUGUGUAAGGUAAUGUGAUUGAAGUUUUUUUUUUUUUUUUUUUUUUUUUUUUUUUUUUUUUUGUUUUUUUUUUUUUUUUUUUUUUUUUUUUUUUUUUUUUUUUUUUUUUUUUUUUUUAUAAUAAAGUUAGCUGGGAAUAUGAGACAUUGAGCGUUACCUUUUAAGGUUAAACCAUAAUGCCAUCUUUAUUUUGUAUGUCAUUUUAACCAUAAUGUGUCUUGAAAGUAGGCAAUGUCACGGUUAAAAUUUGUACAGAGCUCCCAAGUAAUGUACCUGUUAAGAUACAGUUAUAGAAAUCCAAAGAUAUGGAUGCAAAGUACCUACCUUAUACUAUAAAUAAUCUGUUAACUAAAUUAGUCAGGAGUAGGUUUAAAGGGGACACAAGGAUCAUUGCUGGUCUUAGUGUGAUUGUUGAAAAGUGUGGGAUGUGUUUUCAAUAUUUUUAAGUGGCAGCAUAAUAAGUUUAAACAUCGCUUAUAAGAGCUAAGAUUUUUCCCCCACAAGAUGUACAUGUAACACAUCGUUAAGCAUUUAAAUGAGUGUUUCUUGGCACUUAAGUGGUAGAUAAUAUACACCAUAAUUCAUGUUCUGAUGCCAUAGUUUGAAAGCAGAUGUUUAUGCUGCAUUUUCUUGCAUAUGUUAGCUUUAAAUAAUCUAUUCUGCUAUUUAAGCAAAGCUAUAUAAGUUACUUAUUUUGUGACUGACUCAAAGGUAUCAGUGUUUGAAAUAGUUCUCCUUUAUUUUUUUUUUCUUAAAUGUUAUAUAAAUAUUUCAUUAACCAUGGUGGAAAUUUCUGUUCAGCAAUUUUGUUGUAUGUUUCUUGAAGUUAGUCACUUCUAUUUGCUGGAAGGAACCAGAAUUUGCUCAUAAGGUUUUAAAUAUUUUCUUUUUUUUUUAAUUCUUCAAUCACAAAAAGUAAAGGGCUUUUCAUCAUAAGAUGAAAAGGGUAUACUGUAUGUAGAUUGUGUUUCUACAAUAUAUCACUGGAAUGAUUUGAGCAAUUUCCAUUCAAUAUUUCAUAGUAUGAUUUUCUGCAUACUUUCCAUUUGGAAGCAUGAUCAGAAUUACUCUGUAGACUGCUAGGUCUUUGUAUUGAUAUGAAAUUUACCAAGGAAACAGGUUAGAAAAUGAUGAAUAGCAUUAAGGAUUAAGUAGCAAAAGCUUGACUAGAUACAGCACUGCUAAAGUUAGUGAUGUUGAAUGAAUUGAGAUAUUUGUUGGGUUUGAAGUUUGCUUAAUUCUGGGUUUCCUUAGUUUUGGUUUAAGAGCUUAUUCUCUUUUUAGUAGGUAAUAAAAGUCAAAGUACGUACUAAGGUAUAAAUUGAAGGCAGAUGCAAGGAAUUGUGCCCGUCUCACUAUUAAUGGGAAAACUGUACAUUAACAUAUGGGUUAGUAAUGAAUUGCAUUGUUAAGGAAGAAUUUCCCUUGUGAAUCUAAGUUAAUUUUUUAUAUAUUUGAUCAAAGCAUUGCAGUUAUUCAGCCCUAUAUGAAUGAUGGCUUGUUUUAGCAUGUAGCAAAGAAAUGCUUAAACCCCAUAUUUUAUAGAAAUUGCUCAAAAUUUUGUAUAUCGAAUUUAACAAUUAUCUACCAUCCUUGCAUAUAGCAAAUUAAGGAUAAUGUUAAAUGGUGAUUACUCAGAUUAAAUCCAUACAAGUUUGUCUUUGGUGGAUGGCAUGAUGGUUUAUUGAAUGGUUUCUUUAUGAACAAAAAGUAGAACUGAUUGGCAAUUGUCAGUCGUUCAUAUAGGCAAGUUUUAUAUGCAUAUUUAAUAGCUGUGUAUUGAGGAAAACUGGUCUGCUGCUUGUUAAAGAUAGAAUUAGAAACUUUGCCCUCACAAACCUAGGUAAAUAACUGGCCAGCUAUACUUAGAUCCGAUAUCCUUAGGUGCUGUUAAUCAUUGUUAAAGAUUUGGGGCUGCCCCACCCACCCCCUCCCUCCCUCCCCUCCUCCUAAGUCCCAAGAUUCAGUCAUUGAUAUACUAUGUUGAUUUUGAUGGUACACAUCCUUAGGCGGGGUAGUUUAUCAUCAGAUCCCUUCAAAAAUCAUAAUUUCGUUUCCAUUUUAAAUUCAUUUGUAACUUGCUAGAAUUCCAAUGUUUUUCAGGGCCUAUGACUAAUUACUUUUUUUUUGGAAGUUAUUGACAUUGAAAGCCUUAAUCUGAAGUUGUAGCUUCAGUUUAUGUUGUAGAAGGUAGAAGGAUCUCCUUGGAGUUGCAUUCAUUUGAAUAAAAUGCCUUAGUUUUUUGAGGGUGAAAAUGUAAGGAGGUAGGCAUUUUCUUGGUCGGCAGUAUUUAAAAGUCUGGAAUAUGUAAUUGACACAAACUGAUAUUAAUUGUUUGGGAAAAGAACUAUUUGUUUUUUCUCUUUCUUUCCAAGCAAGGAAUAGUUUGAUGUGCUAUGUUCUUUGGUUACCAGUUAAUCUCCAGGCUCAGUUGCCUAUAAGAUUAAAAGCUAUGUUUGAUAGGCCCUUUAGAAUGUUAAUAGUAUUAAAUAUUUAUUACUAUUUUUAUUGUAUCCCAUUCCCCGAUGUAUGAAUUUUGUACAUUAUUGUACGGUGUAGCGUUUGUGACAUGGUAUUUGGUUUAGAUAUUGUUAUAUGUGAAAUUUGCAUUUUUUUUCUUUUUUGUCACUCAAAACUUAUUUUUUUUCCUAUCUACUCAUAUCUGAAGAUCAUAAAAGCUAAUAUUUCAUUGUAAAUCAAGUAGUGUUAAUGGUAAUGCUUCAAAUGUUUAACCAGACCUUUUCUUAGAUUUUGUUUUCAUCAAAUUUUUUACAAUAAAUUUUCCUGUCAAAA
Molecule: messenger RNA, 3398 nt
Organism: Macrobrachium nipponense
Lineage: Eukaryota; Metazoa; Arthropoda; Malacostraca; Decapoda; Palaemonidae
Gene: EloB
Product: elongin-B-like
Exons: 4
Coding region: 71-502 (143 amino acids)
Biological process (GO): transcription elongation by RNA polymerase II
Cellular component (GO): VCB complex; elongin complex
Molecular function (GO): protein binding
Source: RefSeq, a predicted model, not a curated record